Molecule: messenger RNA, 2072 nt
Organism: Betta splendens (Siamese fighting fish)
Lineage: Eukaryota; Metazoa; Chordata; Actinopteri; Anabantiformes; Osphronemidae
Gene: chrnb3a
Product: cholinergic receptor nicotinic beta 3 subunit a
Exons: 8
Coding region: 250-1668 (472 amino acids)
Biological process (GO): monoatomic ion transmembrane transport; signal transduction; chemical synaptic transmission
Cellular component (GO): synapse; postsynaptic membrane; neuron projection
Molecular function (GO): acetylcholine-gated monoatomic cation-selective channel activity; transmembrane signaling receptor activity
Source: RefSeq, a predicted model, not a curated record
CCCGGCUCCGCUCCGGCAGCAUCCGCCUCCGGGACGCACAGGCGCGCGCGCGCACGCAGCGGAUCGCAGCGCGACGGGCGACGCGACUGGAAGAAGGCAGCGCCGCAGCCGCUCAACGGGGGUGAAGCCGGUCCGUGUUCGGAGCGGACUCCGGAGGUCCCGCCGCGCGGCCGGAGCCAUGCGCGCCGCAGGACCGUGCGGACGGUGAAACGGGUCGAUCUCCGCCGCGGACGCCGCUCGCCGCCGAUCAUGAGGGGGAGCGUGAAGUUUGCGCUGCUGUGCGUGUGCCUGGCGCUCGGGGAGGCGACGGUGCGAGCUCAUGAGGACUUUGUGUCUUUGGCCGAGAUGGAGGAUUCGUUGUUGAGGAACCUUUUCAGGGGUUACCAGAAGUGGGUGCGGCCUGUCCAGCACGCCAACGACACCAUCACUGUGCGCUUCGGGCUCAAGAUUUCCCAGCUGGUCGACGUGGAUGAAAAGAACCAGCUGAUGACUACAAACGUGUGGCUGUGGCAGGAGUGGAUCGAUGUGAAGCUGAAGUGGAACCCAGAUGACUAUGGCGGUAUAACCUCCAUCAGAGUGCCAUCAGAGACGAUAUGGCUGCCUGAUAUCGUGCUCUAUGAAAAUGCCGACGGGCGUUUCGAGGGUUCCCUGAUGACCAAAGCCAUCGUACGCUGGGACGGCACUAUCACGUGGACGCCGCCGGCCAGCUACAAAUCCUCCUGCACCAUGGACGUCACGUUCUUCCCCUUCGAUCGGCAGAAUUGCUCCAUGAAGUUUGGCUCCUGGACGUACGACGGCAACAUGGUGGACCUGGUGCUGGUGGAUCACUACGUGGACCGCAAGGACUUCUUCGAUAAUGGAGAAUGGGAGAUCCUCAAUGCAACAGGAGUAAAGGGAAGCAGGAGGGACGGGGUGUACUGGUACCCAUUCGUCACAUACUCCUUCAUCCUAAAGAGGUUGCCCUUGUUCUACACUCUCUUCCUCAUCAUCCCAUGCCUGGGUCUGUCCUUUCUAACUGUGCUGGUAUUUUAUUUGCCAUCGGAUGAAGGAGAGAAACUGUCACUCUCCACAUCGGUACUGGUGUCACUCACCGUGUUCCUGCUGGUCAUAGAGGAAAUCAUACCUUCAUCCUCAAAGGUGAUCCCACUAAUUGGAGAGUACCUGCUCUUCAUCAUGAUCUUUGUCACUUUCUCCAUCAUCGUCACCGUCUUCGUAAUUAACGUGCACCAUCGCUCCUCUGCUACCUAUCACCCCAUGGCCCCCUGGGUAAAGAGCCUGUUCCUCCAGAGACUCCCCAGGCUGCUGUGCAUGAGAGGUCACACUGACAGGUAUCAUUACCCAGACAUUGAGAUGCGCAGUCCAGAGCCGAGGCCCCGCAAAGGCGCCGGGAGGAGAGCGGCUCCCGGCCAACAGAAGUGUCCGCUGGGAGCGAAGGAGGACGAGAACCAGGCCUGGCUGGCCAUGCUGGAGAAGGCCACCAACUCGGUCCGCUACAUCAGCCGUCACAUCAAGAAGGAGCACUUCAUUCGAGAGGUAGUGCAGGACUGGAAGUUCGUGGCUCAGGUGUUGGACAGGAUUUUCCUUUGGGCCUUUCUCACCGUGUCCAUACUGGGAACCGUCCUGAUCUUCACCCCGGCUCUGCAAAUGUACCUCACCACGCCUUCGUGAGCUCGAACCCACUCGCAGAUGCUCUUCAACAGCUCCUUCUCCUUUUCUUGUUUGUCUUUGACAAUAAUUUAUUGAUAAAACUCAAUAAAACAUUCAUACUGUAUAUUUCUGCUUUACAAAAUAAUAUCAAGCUACAAAUGUUUACCUCUCGGUUCGCAGCCUGUAUAUUGACUGGAAGGUGCAACGUUCCUGAUGCAACCUGUCAACUCGUUGUGAGGUGCAUGAGUGUGAAGGUGUAAAAGCAAUAACCAGGUUAUAGUAGAGUGUGAUUUGAGUCCCUCUGUUUGUGUAACGUUACCACUUUCAGUAGAUGAGUCAUGACUUGUUCUUUGUGUCACAGACCACAUAUAAUCCAGCUGUAUGUACUGUUAUAUUAACCACAAUAAAAUGAACUACACUUGCUA